CACAUACUGGACCCAGUAUUGGGCAUCCUUUUAAGGACAUAUUUCUUGGAUCAAGGCACCCAACCAUGACUGACCUUUGGCAGAAUGCCAUGGACCAUGCUGUGGCUCUGGCCAGGAAAGCAGGAUCGCUUGUAAGGGACGCAGUACAGAAUGACAUGAAGGUUAUGUUGAAGAGUUCUUCUGUGGACCUUGUGACUAAAACUGACCAAAAGGUGGAGCAACUCAUUAUAGACUCUGUGAAGGAGAAAUUCCCCACGCACAGUUUCAUAGGCGAGGAGUCGGUGGCUGCUGGAGAGCCCUGUGUUCUAACUGACAACCCGACCUGGAUUGUUGACCCGGUAGAUGGUACCACUAACUUUGUCCACGGAUAUCCAUUUGUUGCCGUGUCUAUUGGCUUUGCAGUCAACAGAAAGCUGGAGUUUGGAGUGGUGUACAGCUGCAUAGAAGACAAGAUGUACACAGCCAGGAAAGGGAAGGGAGCAUUCUGCAAUGGACAGCUCCUUAAUGUGUCGGACCAGAAAGAAAUCAGCCAGUCUAUCAUUGCUACUGAGUUUGGUUCCAACAGAGACACAGAGGUGGUUGACAAAAUCUUCUCCAGCAUGAGGAAGAUCCUGUGUUUACCCAUCCACGGGAUUCGAGGCGUGGGCACAGCAGCCACAAACAUGUGUCUGGUGGCGUCGGGUUGCGUGGAGGCCUACUACGAGAUAGGGAUUCACUGCUGGGACAUCGCUGCCGGCGCCAUCAUAGUCACAGAGGCAGGGGGCGUCCUCAUGGAUGUAGAUGGUGGACCAUUGGACCUCAUGUCCAGAAGGGUUGUUGCUGCAAAUAACAAGAUAAUCGCUGAAAGGAUUGUCAAAGAGAUUGACGCGUUUACCCCUCUGCGAGAUGAUGCACCUACAGAGACAUAAGACUGAACAAGGAAAAUUGCUAUGUUUUUAGUCAUAUUCUUAGAAGAAAAAAAAAAUGUGUUUUGUAUUGCUUGUUUUAUUUUUCCAAAGAUAUCACUGUUCUUGAACAAUUCUGGUUAUUUAAAAACAACCUUUUUGUCCUAGCAUUCUGUGUUUUAUACGUUUUUAAUUCGUUCAUUUUUAAAUAUUAUAAUUGUUUUAUGUCAACUGACCAGGAAGAUAAUAAUAAUGUUUUAAGACAGUGUAAUCCUGGAGAUUAGUACUGUAUAUGUAUCACCAGUCAUGUAUGUAAAACAUUAUUUUUUUUUUUAAAUUGAGUUUAGAUUUUUCCUUGGUUUUUGAAGUGUACAACUUAAGUAUAGCAUAGUGAAGAAAUGGUCCCACGUUGCUCAGUUGGUAGAGCACGGCGCAUUCAAUGCCAGGGUUGUGGAGUCGAUUCCUAAAAAGUAUGAAAAUGUAUGCACUCACUACUUACUUGUAAGUCGCUCUGGAUAAGAGCAUCUGCUAAAUGACUGAAAUGUAAAAACUAAGUAAAUUCAAGGUUUAAUGCAGCUGAAAAAGGGGCUCUUGUCCAGGAGUGUGAUGGGUCCGGAUAGAACUAUGUCCACUAAAUGUUGCACCCUACUGGACUGCAUUUUCAUUUGAAAUGUGCUGUUAAAUGUGUAUCCACUUGCAUAAUAUAGUUCUGUACUUACUUAAA
Molecule: messenger RNA, 1608 nt
Organism: Salmo salar (Atlantic salmon)
Lineage: Eukaryota; Metazoa; Chordata; Actinopteri; Salmoniformes; Salmonidae
Source: RefSeq, a predicted model, not a curated record